Molecule: messenger RNA, 1691 nt
Organism: Balaenoptera acutorostrata (minke whale)
Lineage: Eukaryota; Metazoa; Chordata; Mammalia; Artiodactyla; Balaenopteridae
Gene: EVI2B
Product: ecotropic viral integration site 2B
Exons: 2
Coding region: 101-1456 (451 amino acids)
Biological process (GO): positive regulation of neutrophil differentiation; regulation of stem cell division
Source: RefSeq, a predicted model, not a curated record
ACCCCUUCUGCUUUCUUAGCCAAAUGACCAAAAUGUCCAGUUAGAACAAGAAUUCAGCAUUCUGCAAAAGAAGUUAACAGCUGAGAGGAAACAUUCUGAAAUGGAUCCCAAAUAUUUCACCAUAAUUUUGUUUUGUGGACAUCUGAACGAUAUUUUUUUCUCAGAGACAGAAGCAACUACAACAGAGAAGCAACCACAGUCUACUUUACUUAGAUCAUCAAGGCCAUAUGUCUCGGCUAAUUCUCAAAGCACAAUAGAGAAUCCUUCGGGUCAGCCAACACAAUUCAACAACCUUUCUUCUGGACAACCAAUAACAACUGCCGAAGUUGCCGCUGGACAACCAACACCAGCUGUCUAUGUGUCUUCUGGGAAACCAGCAGCACAUACUUCUACUGGACAACCACUUGCCUAUAAUGUCACCAGAAAACCAAAACCAAUGGCCAACACCUCCUCCCAAGGAACAGCACUACCUGUGUUCACCUCUGCCAGACAACGAUCAACAUCUGCCCAUUCUUCUACCAGACAACCACCACCAUCUGUCUAUACUCCCACUCAACAACCAUCAUCUACCCACACCUCCUCUAGAAAAUCAAUACCACCAACUGCUCAUAAUCUAUCCAUACAACCAACACCAACUGUCAAAAGUUCACCUAGGAGUACACCAGGAUUCAACCUAGAAACUACCACUAAAAACAAGAGCCCACAGAAAACCAAUUCUAAUUCAAUAGCGGUCAUAUUAAUUGGUUUAGUUCUGACUUCUAUGGUGGUAGCUAUAAUCAUGAUUGUAUUGUGGAAAUGCUUGCGAAAACCAGUGUUAAAUGAUCAAAAUUGGGCAGGUAGGUCUCCAUUUGCUGAUGGUGAAACCCCUGACGUAAGUCUGGAUAACAUCAGAGAAAAUGAAGUGUUCCCAAAACGCACAUCAAUUGUUUCACUUACGGCCUGGAAACCAAGCAAAAGCACACUUUUAGCAGAUGACUUAGAAAUUAAGUUGUUUGAAUCAAAUGAAAACAUUGAAGAUUCUAACACUCCCAAAACAGAGAAAAUAAAAGAUCAAGCAAAUGGUACAUCAGAAGAUAGUGCUGAUGGAUCAACAAUUGGCACUGCUGUUUCCUCUUCAGAUGAUGUAGAUCCGCCUCUACCACCUCCUCCCCUUCUUGAUUUGGAAGGACAGGAGAGUAACCAAUCUGACAGACCCACAGUGACAACUGUAUCUCCUCUUCCAAAUGAUUCCACCAAUCUCCCACCAUCUCUGGACUGCCUCAGUCAAGUCUGUGAAGAUCAUGAUUCUGAGUUCAAACAGUCAUUUCCACCUCCCCCUGACUCACUUAACUUGACCCUGCCUCUAGGAGAUUUUAUGACAAACCAGGAGAUCCAGUGUCAGCAGUUCCCUAGUCCUCCUGACUCUGAUCAAAAUCUCAAUGAAUCCCUGCCACCCCCACCUGCAGAACUGUUAUAACUACUACUUGCUUUUUAGCUGAUUUUCUAUUCUUCUCAAAGGACUCCAAUCUUUUGUUUUUCUUCACGUGAUGAAAUACAUUAAAUGGCAAUUGGUAGCCAAUUUUGAUUUUUAUUCGGGAACUACCUGAAAUCUGCGCAAAGCCUAUGUGCAUAAGUGGAACUUUAAAAAAAACUUAUAUAACAGUGGUCUAUUUACUGGCUAUAGGCCCUAACUUUAAUGUACAGUACAUUUU